Messenger RNA from Chrysemys picta bellii (western painted turtle), 1807 nucleotides. NCBI's taxonomy places the organism in Eukaryota, Metazoa, Chordata, Testudines, Emydidae. The record is from RefSeq and is a predicted model, not a curated record.
UGGAGUCUGGUCCUGAAGUUUUUUUGCUGUAAGAUGGCUACCUUUACAUCUGCUAUUGUGUGGCCAGGGAGGUUGAAGUGGUGUCCUACAGGUUUUUGUAUAUUGCCAUUCCUGAUAUUUGACUUGUGUCUGUUUAUCCUACUGUUGAAGUUGUUCCUUCAGUUCAUGUGACAGUGGUGCAUUCUUUUAGUUCCAAAGGUCAUGGGUUCAAAUCCCCCUCAGAGCCCAAGUGGAGGCUUGAUGAUGUUCUAGGUCUUUCUGUGAAUGUGAAUUUUGAAGGAAAUGGCAUGUGGGUGCAAAAUUUUUACUGCACAGAAAAUGCGAAAUAGUAUAAUUUUGCUAGUCUUCUUGGUAACGUGGUAGGUUUGUGUGAGUUGUUCUGCAUGUGCUGUUUUAGCAUUGCAUGUUGUGCAUGUGUCUCACAUAAAUGUGGUGGAUUGGGAGAGUUGUGAAGGCAGUGUGACUGUGUAAUGGGUGUCCUGGGUGUCUGUUGUGUGUGUGCAUGUUAUGAGUGUGGCAUGUUUGUAUGUGUUUGCAGGUUGGUUUCUAUAAAAUAGAACGGAAAAUGUGACAAAAAGUUGCCUCUGGAGCUGGGGUAAAUAAUCCUGAGCCUUGUUUCUCGUUCAGGGGAGAGUGAAAUGGAGUCUCCUAUCAUAGCGCAGCUGGGGCAGGACGUCACCCUGAGCUGCCCCUUUGAAUGCGGAUUAAACCUGCAGCCGUUGAACAUCACCUGGAAGAAGGAAGAAGCCGAGGGGCGGGAUCUCCUGGUUCACAGCUAUUAUAACGGGAUGGAGACGUUGCAGAGACAAGAUGUCGCUUACAAGGGCAGAACACAGCUCCACCCGGAGAGAUUCCCGCAGGGAAAUGCGUCCCUGACGUUACGGAGAGUUCGCAGCCAGGAUGAGGGAUUCUACAUCUGCCAUGUCAAGCUGGAUCUGGGGCGGUUUUCUGUGCGGAUGCAAGUUACAGUGGAAGGCUCUGUGAGUGACCAGCCAUCACUAGUUCUGUACUGUGCCGUGUUUUUUACUUUGUUAAUACCAAUAAUGUUUAUGAUCAUUAAGAAGCACUGUCCGGACCAGCUGCGUAAAUUAAGGUUUUGGUCCUGACAGAACCAGCAGCAGGGCAGAGACCAGCCUGAGUCAAACUUGUGGAUAGACAGUGAGUCAGAAAAGGCAAAAACAACAAGGAGUUUUUCUCUCCCCAAAUGUGAAUCUUUUCUAGGAGAUGGACGUGAACAGACAGCCCUAUGGAGAGGUACCACCACACGCCAUAGAGCCUCUCAAGUCAUGGAACAUGGUGACACACAGUCUUCCAGCUCCUUGGGUAAAAUACUGUGUUUUUCAUAGAAUAGAAUAUCAGGCUUGGAAGGGACCUCAGGAGAUCAUCUAGUUUUUCAUGCUCGUUCAAGCUGGUAGAAGAUAGAGGACAAUGGGCCAGAUCCAGAACUACAGUGAUUUAAACCCGCUGAGGAUCUGGCCCUGGGCACUUGAGUAUCCUUGGGAGGGCACGUCAGGAGAUCAUGGUUAAAAUUUUCAAAAGUGCCAAAGUGACUUAGGAGCCUGAGUCCAAUUUUCAAGGAUGCCUGAGGCCCUUUGGAACCUAACACCGUUGACUCUCAGUGACAACAGAACUGAUUUAAGUGACAGGCAGGGCUAGUUCUACCAUCCAGUGACUGGGGAGGGGGAGAAUUGAGUAUUUUGGGGUCCCCUGGAUAUUGCUAUUUAAAAAACAAACAGCAGUACAGGAGUGCAGAGGUAAUUCGACCCCUGGAAAAACUUGGAAAUUAAGAAUUAAAAAAAUAAAAUUU